Messenger RNA from Laccaria bicolor S238N-H82, 1614 nucleotides. RefSeq lists its product as uncharacterized. The record is from RefSeq and is a predicted model, not a curated record. NCBI's taxonomy places the organism in Eukaryota, Fungi, Basidiomycota, Agaricomycetes, Agaricales, Hydnangiaceae. The transcript is spliced from 3 exons. Gene Ontology annotation, molecular function: protein binding. Bases 1 to 1614 code for a protein of 537 amino acids.
AUGACCUUGGCCGAAUUGCCCAUUGAGCUUUACGAAGCAAUCCUGUUUUACGUACCUUCUCGGGAUCUCCAGUACACCAUUCUGUCCGUCUCUCGAGCGCUUCCUUUCUCUCCCGUCCCACUUCAUGAGUUGUUCCGCAGCAUAAGGAUCACCCGCCCCGAGCAAGCCAUUCACUUGUACCGUCGUCUUCGCCUCAGAAAUCGCUCCACACUCAAGCCAAACCUCAAUGGCCUUGAGGAGGCAACUCAAGACAAGGCUGCGUCGUGGAUACGCGAACUCUUCAUUGAAUCGUGGUCGGUCGACGCAGACGUGGUCCUCAAUCUCGUAAAACUCAUUCCUCGACUUAACUUGUUGAACCUAUGGAUCGGUCCCAACAACUUCACUCCGGAACACUUGGAGGAGCUGUGUGAGAAGCCUAUACCUGGACUGACUUACCUUUCGUUGAGGUUCAGACCUUAUGUUCAAAAGGCCAAUUACUACCAAUUUCUGAAGGGUGCAUAUUUUGAUUCAACCCUCAUUGCGAUUUCUCGAUGGCCGCCCUCAGACCUCGCCACGAUCUCUAUUGUUCAGGAUCCAGUCCCCCCGGAGGAACAGUCAAGGCCAGCUUUUGCUCAGCCUAUUGUCUUUUUUCGACUGCAGCCAUCUGUGUCCAUCCUCAUCCACUCGGAGUCCUUGUCCUCGUCCCUAACGUCUGUUCGUCUCCGUGUCCCUUUACGGCCAGUAGCAAGCGCUUUCUGUUUGUCGGCGUCAGCAGCCAUUACACUCGAUACUCAUACACUGAGUAUCCCCGAGCUGGAAUUCAUUGACCUGUCCACAUCCGCCGUACUCGAGUCAGAAAUCGACACCUUUUCCGUGUGUUUCAAGACCUUGGAACACCUUAUAUUAGACGGAUGCGGGCUUUCCACGAUGCGCGAAGGCGAGUGGAGUGCGAUAGGAAAGCGUUGUGCCCUUGCGGGCGUCCAGAGAGCGAGAGAAAGAGAGAAGACAUUGAAAACUUGGUUAGAAACUUGGCUGGCAACGGCUAGCGUCGGAAACGACAAUGUUCUUGCUGAAGCGGCUGCAGAUCUGAAUAUCCGCGCAAAGAAGCCCAGACGUGGUCGACGAGGACUUGCAACCGCCACCAUUUCGCUGCGUUCAUCAUCCCCUGACGCAGCGUCGUCUUCUCGACCUUCCCUUUCGACACGGAGAUUCGAGAUCCCCAAAAUUCGCAUCCUUCCACCCCUUCCUACGCUGACCACUCUGUCGAUGGCAGCUUCUUCGAUCAAGCCAGAUAUGUAUCCUGUUUCUAUUACAGAGUUUGAAGCUGGAUGGGCUGAGGGCAUCGCUCAAUUGGCUGUCACUCGUGCAAGACUCCGAGCUAGUGCGCGUAAUGGGGUUAGGGUGGUGCGUUUUAUGGAAGACAGUGAGUCCGACUCGCAGGAUGGGGGCCGCGAAGGGUUGGAAGGUUUGGAAGACGUCAACAAAGACGACCAAGCUGCAUUUGAUAUGCCUGUGGAAAUUGGUGAUGGAAGGGACGUAUACCGGGCUCCUGUUCUUUGCCUUGCUGGUGAUGCAGAAGUAGGACACAGUGAGGGCUGCGGACACGCUGUAGCUUCUCGAAUUUGGGUUGGUUAA